AUGAGCAACAUGCUCCGUCGCGCCGCAAAGAAGUCUACCCUGUCUCUCCGGAAUCUGGCAAGCAAGAUGGAGCCCAAGGACAAGGGCAAGGCCAAAGAGAAGGCCAUUGAGCCUCUGCAGGAGCAGAAGAAGCCGCAAGGCAAUACCACGGUGGCUGGACCGAGCAAGGCUAUGCGCCCUCGGCUUUCUGAUGCGGCAAGACAAGCCGUUGCGCCCUGGGAAUUCGACCCCCGCACCAUGGCCCUAGAGGAGGAGAAGUAA
Molecule: messenger RNA, 261 nt
Organism: Phaeoacremonium minimum UCRPA7
Lineage: Eukaryota; Fungi; Ascomycota; Sordariomycetes; Togniniales; Togniniaceae
Exons: 2
Coding region: 1-261 (86 amino acids)
Source: RefSeq, a predicted model, not a curated record